CCACAAUGUGCCGAUAUCUGAAAACACCAUUAAAGUGAACAUAUCUAUGGCAUAUCCAAACUUUGAAAAUUGUCCCUUGCUAUAUCCUAAUGAAGCCGCUGAUAUGAAUGUUGUAGCAGAUGCUGUAGGUUCUUUUGUUCAGUGGCCAGCGCAGUUAGUUUUUUUUUAGGGAGAGGAACCACCAUCUAAGCCAAAAAAGAAGGAUGUUGCAAAAAAGAAACUGCCUUUUAUCCCGAGGGACUCACCAAAAGUAAUGGUUGAACCCAGCUCAUGUGCAUUGGUCAGUGAGGCUGUUCUUCAUUCACUUACUGAUGAUCUUUUAAGAUUGCAUGAGAAUCUUGAGUGGUAUGAGCCCGACCUUUGUAAGUUUUCUAUACCUCUUCCUGCGGAUGUGUUCUGUUAUGUUAAAGAUAUGCAAUUUGGGACCAUUGUUGACCGUGAAGACUUGAGUCAAUUUCUUGAGGGUGAUUCUGUUGAUAUGUCUAUUAUUCAGAUCUUUAUGCUUUGUUUAAAUGCUAAAUCGAUUGAGCUUGGUCGUGAUGAUGUGGGUCUUUUGUGUCCUCAUAUUUGUUCUUUUGGAUAUUAUGAAGUCGAUAGAAAAGGCACACUGACUUACAUGAAGCAUGCUCUGAUUGAAUUCUUUGAGAAAAAUUUCAUUAUGUUGGCAUAUAAUGAAGGGUAUCACUGGAUUGUGAUUGUAAUUUGUCCAAAGGUUGAUAGAGGCUAUAUCUUCAAUUCAUUGCCAAGUUCAUCCCAUAUUGCUAUUCAAAACGACUUGACGAUGAUGUAUAGAGUUGCUUCCACACAAAAGGGUCGAGGCAAAUCAAUUAAGUGGCAUGACAUCAAGGUUUGGAAUUCAAGAACUCAACCAUAUUCGAAGGAAGAGUUUGAUGAAAUCAGAAAUGUGUGGGCUAGAUUUUUUGUAGAUGACAUUAUGAAUAUGUAGGAUUUGUAGAAAUUUGAAGAUGUUAAUGUAAUUUUUUAUUGUGUUGGAAUAUUUGAACUUUUAUGGAGUUGAAUUCUGAUUGUACGUUUAAUACGGAGUUUAUGAAUGAAUGUGCAUAAUGUCUUUCAAGCGUUUUGUAAAUAAAGCAGGAUAUUUGAUAAUUAAAA
Cuscuta europaea is the source of this 1113-nucleotide messenger RNA. NCBI's taxonomy places the organism in Eukaryota, Viridiplantae, Streptophyta, Magnoliopsida, Solanales, Convolvulaceae. The record is from the annotation of a GenBank genome assembly.